This is a messenger RNA of Rhodamnia argentea, 875 nucleotides long. RefSeq lists its product as uncharacterized. The record is from RefSeq and is a predicted model, not a curated record. The transcript has a single exon. NCBI's taxonomy places the organism in Eukaryota, Viridiplantae, Streptophyta, Magnoliopsida, Myrtales, Myrtaceae. Bases 87 to 704 code for a protein of 205 amino acids.
UUUCUCUCUCUCCCAUUGACCCGGAAAACCUCAUCUCUCUCUCUCUCUCUCUCUCUGCGUGCACCACAGUUGCAGACACGGCAACAAUGGCGGACUACGAGAGCCGCCACCACCACCAGCAGCAGCAAGCGAAGGAGACGGCCCUCCAGGCACUGAACACGAUAAUCCAGCUCCACUUCGAGAAGACCCUCGAGAAGAAGCGGGCCAUCGACCAGCAGAAGAAGGAGCUCCACCGCCUCUUCCUCCUCUUCUUCAUCUUCCUCGCCCUCCUCUUCAACGCCGUCUCCCAGCCGUCCUCCCGCCUCCAGUGCCGGCACUGCUGGGCCCCGAUCUCCCUCCUCUCCCUCUCCCACCUCGUCUUCUACGUCUCCGUCGCCCAGACCCUCCGCACCAUCAACGGCUUCAAGUACCAGCGGCGCUGCCACAAGCUCACCCUCGGCCUCGCUACCGAGAGGCUGAGGGAGCUCAGGAUGAGGAUGAGCGUGGCGAUGGCGAACAGCGACGGAGCCCCCCACCCCCACCACCACCACCACCACCACCACCACGAGGUGGUGUUCGACGACGAGGACUUCGAGAUUCAGUACCAGGAGCCGCCCGAGAGCUACCUGGGCAAGUUCAAGAGGAACUGGGCUCUGCAUUUCGGGUUCUUGAUCUUGGUCUACGGCUUCAUGGUCUCUUUCUCUGUUGUCAUCCUCUGUUUCUAGGAAAGUUCUCUGCUUUUUGGUGUUGGCUUUAGUGGGUAUUGGCAGCACUCGUUCUUCUCUUUCUAUUCAUUUAUCUUGGAGGAUUGAUUUCCUGAGUUUGAUCUGGGAAGAAGUUAACUGGAAAGAAAGUUGGAAAUGGGAAAAGUUCAGCGAGACUUCAUCGUGGAGGAA